Diorhabda sublineata is the source of this 3018-nucleotide messenger RNA. Its product is annotated as zinc finger matrin-type protein 5. NCBI's taxonomy places the organism in Eukaryota, Metazoa, Arthropoda, Insecta, Coleoptera, Chrysomelidae. The record is from RefSeq and is a predicted model, not a curated record. Gene Ontology annotation, molecular function: zinc ion binding. The transcript has 3 exons. Bases 30 to 527 code for a protein of 165 amino acids. Gene Ontology annotation, cellular component: U12-type spliceosomal complex.
CUUACAUUGAAAAUAAAUAAAGAAAUAAAAUGGGGCGAAGGUAUUAUUGUGAUUAUUGUGAAAAAAGCUUUAUUGAUGAUUUGGAAGCUAGAAAAAAACAUCUUCAGAGUUCCAAUCAUAUUAAAUUACGAAAUAUGCAUUAUGAGUCAUGUAGAGAUCCAGAGACUGCAUUAAAGGAAGAACUUUUAAAAAUACCUUGUAGAAGAUUCUUUCAAGGAGGUUGUCCAUUUGAGGGAAUUUGUAGGUACACCCAUUAUUCUCCCGAAGAACUAUGUGAACUUAGACAACAGGUUGAGCACAUCCAAGAAAUGAGGAGGAAGCAAAAGGAAGAACAUCACCAAGUACCUUCAUCGGACUCUUGGAUUGACCAAUAUAAAGAAAAACACAUGAAAGAAGAUAGUGAUGCUAUUCAUAUAUUUUGGAAAUAUCCUGAAAAUUUUGAAAAUAGAAUAGAUCUACCCCCUUCAUUAAUAAAAUUCAAGACUGAGCAUUUUUAUGAUGAUAACUUUGAGGAAUGGGGUAACUGAAAAAUAAAGUGAAAUUGUAUAGAUUAAAUUUACAAUACUUCUGUAUCUUCAGUAUAGUAAACAACAUUAUUGAUUCUGUAAUAUAUUUUUUUGAUAAUAGCAUACUUUCUUUUCUCCGUGUAGAGACAACAUAUAAAGUUAGUACAUAAAUUAGAAAAUAUAUAAUGAGGUAAAUAAUUCUCUAGAAAACUAAAAAAUUGAGUACCUAUUCUUUUUUCAUUUGCUUUCUAUGAAAAUAGAUUAAACCUCGAUACAACAAUAACAAUUUAAGUUUCUAAACUUCAAUUUAAAAAAUAGUUCUUUAAACAAAAUUCUAUUAUAUUGAUGAAACUGAAGACCUCAAAUAUUCAUGAACUCUAGAUAAAUACAUUUCAAUAUGGAUUUUGUUUUAAUUUUGGUCUAUUAUGAUGACUUUGGCUCUAUGUCGACAUCCAAUUUCUGUUUCUGCAUUCCAUUCUUAAUGUUAAAAUUUGAGAGUAAUGGCUGAAUUUCAUAUACAGGGUGUUUAUAUAUUCGCUCUACUACAGAGAUAUCUCAAUAAAUGAUUCAUUCUGAUAUAGGAAUACGAAUCCUUACGAGGCCUAGUUGCUGAGAUAUAGGAGGUUCAAAAUUUUAAAUCAAAAUCAAAAAUUUGCUAUAAAUCAAGAACGGCUUUAAUUUUUUUUUCAAAUUUGGUGACCAAUAUGUUCCUUAAUAAAGUAAUAUUUUGACAUAAACAAACUUCGGAAAGAUUUAACCAGUGGUGCGCUGUCAGGGUUAGUUAUCACUUUUUUCACGCCUUUGGAGCAAACUCUUUUUUUAAUUUUGUUUUGAAUGUAUGUGUUAAUAAUAAUACAAAAUUUCUCCAAAUAUAACAAUAGUUAUUUAUUAUAGGAGAGAAUAAAGUACUAGGUUUUAGCUUAAGUUUGUAUUAUAUAUAAAAAUACACAAUUUUUUUCUGUGACGUAAAAAACGAUUAUUUAAUAUUGAAAAAUUGUAUUAUUACAAUAUUCAAGUCAGAAAAUUAUCGAUGUGAAAUUUGAAAUUAGUAGGUUGUACUUAUAGGAACAAUUAGACCUGCGUUGCUAAGGGAACUUUGGAAGUAAUCAAAUAGCUGUCAAUUUAAUUUUGUUAUUUGAUUUUGAAAUUAUGAACUUAGUGGCUGAUUACUUUAUAAAAGUAAAAAAUGUCUGAUUCCAUGUUUUCUUUGACUCUACCGGAAUUAGUUGAAGAAUCACAAAAAUUAUUGCCAACUAAAUCGAGGAAAAUUAAAAAAACUGCCACAUCAAAUUUCAUAGAAUGGAAGAUGAAAAAAAUAUGCAGUUUUUUUCUAGGAGACGGCGUUAUUGGCUUAUUUUUUGAAAUUUGCUCAACAACAAAAGCCAUCAACAGUGUGGUCUGAAUUAUUCAAUGAUUAAAAGUAUGUUAUGAUCCAAUCAUAAUGUAGACAUUAUAAAAUAUUUCAAAAUAAUUACAUUUUUUGACAAAAUGGAAAAAGUUACAAACCCAAGAAAGCUGCGAUUUCUACGAGUACACAAAUUAGUGAUUUUUUAAAAAAUGCUCCACGAAGUUUAUUGGAUGAUCAAGGUUGUUGUAUUUGGAGCUUGUCGAAUUUUGUGAAAUCAGCCUGAUAAUAUUAGAUGAUAUUGAAGAUUUGGAAACAUUAUUAAUUGUGAAACUUGAGGAAACAGAGACUGAUGUAAACAGGAAAUUUGUAGUUACUGAAAAAUAUAUUAAAUGUACAUAGCCCUUCGUCGCCGCCUGUCAUCACAAUGAAAAAUGAGUCAAUCAGGUUGUAAUUAAAAACCACUUCUAUAAGGUACCUUAAAGAUUGGCUAUUUUUUUUUAACUUGGUAGCACACCGGAUUUGCGACAAGUACAUCAACGAGAGUUGUGAUGGUAGGAAGAAAUGAAAUUUCAACACAAGAAAAUUCGACUGAUGUACCGAAUAGUUUAAAUAACGUGUCAUUGUACAUGAAAAAGUACUCAUUUUUUCUGGGGAAACAUGUAAUGUCAAAAAAGUGACAUUUUGUUACCUGUCAACAGAUAAAAAUUGUCAAACUUUUUGCCUGCCACAGAAAACAAAUUUUUUUUGAUAUUCGAGUGUGCUAAUAGUCUUGAUUUAUAACACUCGUAAGGUCGGGAUUAUUGAAACAACUUAAGGAUCUUUUCACAUCACAUAUAUUUUAGUAAUGUAAUAAAUUUUCGAUCUACUAGCUUACAAGACUUUGAUAUCGCUUCACUUACGUUUUAUAAAAUACUUUAAGUACUCCAAAUUAAUUACCCAAAUAAUAAAUGUAUAAAUUAAUUGCACCUUUGAUAAACUCAAUGUAAUAAUGUUAGGAAAUAUAUUAUAUUUGCUUCUUGUUACAUUUAUAGUUUGAUGAACUCAAACUAUUACACAUCGGUCUGCUAUAGCUUAAUCCUAAAAAAGAGGAAAUAGGACAAAUUCCAGCUGUUCCUGUAUAUUUGAUAAUACUAUGUUGUAAUCUAUAAAGGAUUUAAAAUCAAA